Molecule: messenger RNA, 999 nt
Organism: Acanthamoeba castellanii str. Neff
Lineage: Eukaryota; Discosea; Longamoebia; Acanthamoebidae
Product: slime mold cyclic amp receptor protein
Exons: 9
Coding region: 1-999 (332 amino acids)
Biological process (GO): adenylate cyclase-activating G protein-coupled receptor signaling pathway
Cellular component (GO): plasma membrane
Molecular function (GO): G protein-coupled receptor activity
Source: RefSeq, a predicted model, not a curated record
AUGGAUGAGAGGGAGACGGAGGCGCUGAUGGGGACGGUGGCCAUCGGGAGCAUGAUCUCGAUCGUGAGCGUGCUGUUCCUCGUCACCUCGGCCUUCCUGCUGGGCAAGUGGCGCAAGAGCUACUGGCGCGUCAUCCUCUGCCUCGCCUUCUCCGACCUCACCGUCUCCUGCUCCUUCGUCGCUGGGGCUCUGCCCGUGUUCCUGUGGCUGGAGCCGCUGUCGGAGGUGCCGUGCAACAUCCAAGGGGCGCUGGUGCAGUUUGGCGGCAGCGGCACUGUGUACUACGCGCUCGUGAUCGCCUUUGUGCUCUACAUGCAGGUGGUGCGAGGAACCAAGAUCACACGAAGAAUGGAGGUCGCGAUUCACCUGAUCUGGCUACCUCCCACGUUCCUCCUCGCCCUGCUUCCGCUCGACAACCCGGGAGGCAUCCACUACGACAACUCUGUGGGUUGGUGCUGGAUCGCUGAGAAUCCCAAGUACGCCCGGUUUAUAUGGUACUACAUGUGGGUCUGGUUUGUCAUCGCCGCAAUCAUUGGCCUCUACUACGCCAUUUUCUCGCACAUGCGACGAGGCGCCCAGCAGGUCAAGUUUGCGCGCUUGACGGAGAUCGCGUCAGGGUCGGUGUACUCCCAGCAAGCGAAGAGUUCGCAACGCCUCCUGCUCUACCCGUUGGCCUUCAUCAUCUUCUGGAUCCCCGCCACUACCAACCGAAUAUUGGAGGCGACCGGGCACUCGGUGUUCGCGGUGACCUACUUGGAGUGCUUCUUCGUGCCACUCCAGGGGAUCACCAACACCCUGAUCUACCUCUUCACCUCCCAGGCGCACAAGGAUAUCUAUCGUGGCAUGCGAAGACAGCCCCGCCAUGGAGACUUGGCCACGGAAGGGAGAGACAGCCCGGGCUUGGGCCGUGGCGUCAGAGCUUCCCCACCAACGUGGGGCGAGGAAAAACAGCCAUUGAUGUCCUCACCACACUCCAUCAACAACCCCACAUUGAACUAG